GCGGCGCUGUCGUCGGGUUGGCUUCGUACUCUAUAAGCUUGGCCUUCCGCUAGCGACUCGCAGUUCAUCCUGGCAGCCUUCGCCAUGAAAAAAGUCGUUUUCCUUCAAUUUUACUUCCGCCACGUCUCGAUUUGAGUGAUAAGGAUCGUAUUUUCAAUCAAAACAAUGGAAAUCGACAGGGGCACGGACGUGCAUUUUGUCUUCCCUUGCCGGAAGGAAAAUUUGAAUUCGCAUAAUAGUAUGGAAAUUAAUGCUCGAUAUUCGCAACUUCAAAGAACAGAUUUAGGAUCCGCUUAUGACGGAGCUACCAUUAUCGACGGAGAUAUGACGAAUAGCAUAAAUCCGGCGCUACAGGAACAGCAUUUGAAAUUCCAACAGCAGCUGCUACAAUUGAAACAACAACAACAAUUGCAGCAGCAACUCCUCCUACAGCACUUCCAUCAACAACAACAACAACUAGCCGAGCAUCACGAGAAACAAAUGCAGGAGAGAAUAAAAGAAUACCUAGAACAUCAAAAGAGAUUGGAAGAAGAGCAGAAAAUUGAAAAAGAACGUAGAGAUAAGGAGAGAAUCGAACAGUUGAAGAAAAAGGAGAAACACGAGCAGAGUGCAAUUGCGUCUUCCGAAGUUAAACAGAAAUUACAAGAGUUUGUUCUGAAUAAAAAGCAUAGGGAAGCUGCUGCUAAUUCAGCCAAUUCUCCAACCACUUUAAGAAAUUGGCAUCCCUUGUUGGGUAAAUACGAAGAUGAUUUUCCUCCAUUAAGAAAAACUGCUUCCGAACCGAAUCUUAAAGUGAGAUCUGUGCUGAAACAGAAGGUAUACGACAGAAGAAGCAGUCCCUUACUGCGCCGAAAGGAUCACAAAGUAUCGCUUCCGCUGAAGAGGAGACCAAUAACAAUUGACGGCUCGAGUUGUACCAAUGAAAAUAGUCCAGAUUCUCCCCCUAAUGGGGCAAAUAUACAUUCUAUACACACUAACAGUGGCACUACGUCUAUUCAAGAGAAGCCUGGCACAUCUCCAUUUCAUUCUUUAACGGGACAGGGAAGUGUCAGCGAUCUCACUUUGUAUUCUUCCCCAUCAAUGCCAAAUAUUUCUCUGGGAAGACCCCCAGUUCAUAAUUCAGCUGAAAGUAAAUCUUUAGUCGCAACAUCAGAGGCACAGGUACGAGCAAUGGCGGCAUCUCGCUUAGGAAUACCCCUCACAUCACAUAUGCUUCAAUCAUCGUUGCCAUUUUAUCCAGCCUUACCAGUCAUAGAUGGUGAAUUCACUCCAACUAGUCCAGUGUAUAUUGAACAUAGAAUGAAAGUAUUAGAACAAGCACGCACAUCAAACAUUGCAUUAGUACCAAAUAUAUAUCCACCAGGAACUGUCAUAACUGACGCUCAAGUUGCCCAAGCUCGACUUCACAGAAAUAUUCACAGGCCACUUGGUAGGACUCAGUCAGCCCCUCUUCCUCUAGGCCAUCCUAUGCUCCAACCACAAAAUCUUAUUUUAUCUCCUCAACAAAGUGAACAGUUAUUAAGAGAAAAACAGCUUUUUGAACAACAGCAACAACACAAUUUGCUCAAACAGCACAUACGUCAAACAGUUUUAACAAGAGCAGGUAGUAAAAGUCAAGUUGAAAAUGUUGAAGAAGAAAAUGAAGCAGUUAUGGCACAAGAAAUGAAAGACUCGUGUAAUGAACAGCAAGUUUCUCCACCAGAAGUGAUUGAUUUGACUGAUGGUAAAAGGAAAGAUGAUAAUGGUGAUGUAGAUAUUAUUAAACAACAUGAAACAUUUUUUCAACAACAAAACUUGAUGGAGCAACAUACACCACAAAUCAAUGAAGGAACUGCAUUUACAUCUCGGAUACAUACAGCUCGACCACUGUCUCGUGCUCUUUCCAGUCCUCUUGUUGCUUUAAGUCCAGUAGGAAGUCCUCCUGAUAAUUCUGUUACAACAAGACAUACAUUUACAACUGGUGUUGUUUAUGAUAGUUUAAUGCUGAAACAUCAGUGUAUUUGUGGGAAUAAUUCACAUCAUCCUGAACAUGGUGGAAGAUUACAAAGUAUAUGGGCAAGGUUACAAGAAACAGGUUUAAUUUCACGAUGUGAAAGAAUAAGGUCCAGAAAAGCAACCUUAGAAGAAAUUCAAUCUUGCCAUAGUGAAACAUAUUCAUUAUUAUUUGGAACAAAUCCUCUGAAUAAACAUAAACUGGAUGAAUCCAAAUUAGCUGAUUUGCCAAUAAAAAAUUUUGUGAUGUUACCAUGUGGAGGUAUAGGAGUUGAUUCUGAUACAACAUGGAAUGAACUUCAUACAGCCAGUGCAGCAAGAAUGGCUGCUGGAUGUGUUACAGAACUUGCUUUUAAAGUUUCAACAGGGGAAUUAAAGAAUGGUUUUGCUAUUGUUCGACCUCCAGGUCAUCAUGCAGAAUAUCAGCAAGCAAUGGGUUUCUGUUUCUUCAAUUCAGUAGCCAUUGCAGCAAAACAACUGCGACAAAAGUUAAAACUUGAAAAAAUUUUAAUUGUGGAUUGGGACGUUCAUCACGGAAAUGGUAUUCAACAAAUAUUUUAUGACGAUCCUCAUGUAUUAUAUAUUUCACUUCAUCGUCAUGAUGAUGGUAAUUUCUUUCCUGGAACUGGUGAUUUACAGGAGGUUGGUACAGAGGAUGGAAUUGGCUUUAAUGUUAAUAUUGCAUGGUCAGAUAGUCUGAAUUCACCAAUUGGAGAUGCUGAAUAUAUGGCAGCAUUCAGAACAAUUGUCAUGCCAAUAGCCAAAGAUUUUGAUCCUGAUAUUGUACUUGUGGCAUCGGGGUUUGAUGCUGCUUAUGGACAUCCUGCACCUCUUGGUGGUUAUAAUAUCACAGCUGCUUGUUUUGGAAAUAUGACUAAGCAGUUAAUGCAGCUAGCAAAUGGAAAAGUUGUGUUAGCACUUGAGGGAGGGUAAGUUUAAAAUUACUUUUUUAAUGA
Messenger RNA from Centruroides sculpturatus (bark scorpion), 2948 nucleotides. It is a transcript of the gene HDAC4, whose product is annotated as histone deacetylase 4-like. NCBI's taxonomy places the organism in Eukaryota, Metazoa, Arthropoda, Arachnida, Scorpiones, Buthidae. The record is from RefSeq and is a predicted model, not a curated record. Gene Ontology annotation, biological process: chromatin organization; negative regulation of transcription by RNA polymerase II. The transcript is spliced from 24 exons. Gene Ontology annotation, cellular component: histone deacetylase complex. Gene Ontology annotation, molecular function: histone deacetylase activity. The coding region runs from base 166 to 2925 and encodes 919 amino acids.